AUGUAUAAGGUUCUCCGUUCCUAUACAAAAAAAGCAGAGCGGAAACAUGAAUUAACUCGAUCAGGAGCCACCGGAUCUGACAAUGUCAAUGGCUUUUCGGCUGGUGAAACAUGUUUUAAUACAUCAUCUCACAUAUCGGGGAUGGGUGCUAAUGUGGAAGAUACACGUAAUGGCCAAGUGAUGCCGAUGGAUCGGAAUGGACGCAUCGAAACUAUAUGGCCUGUUGGACAAGCCUUCUCUGAAAGUUCUUCAUACGAAACUCGAGAACAUUUUGAACGUAAAGUUCAACGUGUUAAGAAAACACGUGGUGAACGCGACAGUAAUCGAAAGUCAAAGAAAAACAAAGUAUCAGAAGCACUCUCAAGCACAGAUGGCGUUUCAGCGCGUGAUGCUUUAUUGCAAUGGGCACAGGAUGUUACACGUGGAUAUCCAGGCGUCAAUAUACGCAAUUUUACUAGUAGUUGGAGAGAUGGCUUAGCAUUCAAUGCUAUCCUGCAUCGUUAUAGACCAAACCUAAUUCAGUGGAAUAGAGUAUGUCUUUUAUUAUAUCUUCAAAAUUAA
This is a messenger RNA of Thelazia callipaeda (thelaziosis nematode), 561 nucleotides long. The record is from the annotation of a GenBank genome assembly. Lineage: Eukaryota; Metazoa; Nematoda; Chromadorea; Rhabditida; Thelaziidae.